Nilaparvata lugens (brown planthopper) is the source of this 405-nucleotide messenger RNA. RefSeq lists its product as uncharacterized. Lineage: Eukaryota; Metazoa; Arthropoda; Insecta; Hemiptera; Delphacidae. The annotation marks the transcript as partial. The transcript has 2 exons. The record is from RefSeq and is a predicted model, not a curated record.
CUUACUUUGUAUGCCCACUAUUGAAUUAUAAGUAGGUUGAUACCUAUUUGAAUAAUGGACCACAAUCAUUUUAGUUCAAGAACAAGGAAUAAUAUUGUAGAACUGGCAAAAACCAAUGCUCUUCCAGAGGAAAACGAAUCCAAUCUGGAGCAGAACUGGUUUGACAAUAUAAGUUCACUUGAAAAUGUAAUCACUCAAGAAAAAAUCAAUGGAGAUUGUACACACGACGAAGAAAUCGCAGAAGAUGUGGGACUUUAUACCAAAAGGUGUGAUAGUGACUAUCAGCCACCUGAUGUCAAUACUUCAAGCUCUGUAGGCAUUAAUUUUUCAUCAACGGAUGUAUUCUUAGUCAAUUGCUUUGAUGACCAGGAUAAGAGCCAAGAGGAGUACACUGAGUUGGUUCCU